Papaver somniferum (opium poppy) is the source of this 618-nucleotide messenger RNA. RefSeq lists its product as uncharacterized. Bases 1 to 618 code for a protein of 205 amino acids. Gene Ontology annotation, molecular function: nucleic acid binding; RNA-DNA hybrid ribonuclease activity. NCBI's taxonomy places the organism in Eukaryota, Viridiplantae, Streptophyta, Magnoliopsida, Ranunculales, Papaveraceae. The record is from RefSeq and is a predicted model, not a curated record. The transcript is spliced from 2 exons.
AUGAAUCAUCCACCCAUCCCUCAAAAUGAAUCUUUCAUAUUUUAUGGAGAAGUUGUUGAACUCAUGUUGCCAGAUACAAUUCAGUGGAAUAUAACCCUUCCGGAUCAGUUAUUUGAUGAUGUUACUUCAAGAAGAAUACAAUCUCUUUUCAUUAAUAAGACUAAGAAGGAUGUCAUAAUCUGGAUGCCUGCUAAAUACGGCAAGUUCUUAGUUAAAGCACAUGCUGACUAUGGAGUACUGAACCCUAAAACUUCAAUGCAUAAGAUUCAAUACUAUUUAGCUCCACAUCUGCAUGAAACUGCAUAUAUUUUAGGCACUCAGUAUACUGAUAAUCAUUUACAUUGGAAAACACCUUUGUGUGGAACUAUGAAAAUUAAUGUUGAUGCUUCUUUUGAUCUUGAUACUAAUCAACUUGGUAUUGGUUUUGUUUUGCGAGACCAUGCAGGUACGUGCAAUGGAAUCAAAGGGAGUUACGCAAAUGGAGCAUUAAGUGCAGAGGCUGGAGAGUGUAUGGCAGUACGGGAGUCUCUAUCUUGGGAAAGGGAAAAGCAGUUGGACAAUAUUCAUAUUGAAGCCGACUCAAAGCUUGUCAUACAAUCUAUGGAAGUACCUUGCUAG